UGUGUUUUUUUUUUUCCUCGUCAACUUGUCAAGUUGCGCUCAUUAAUUUCUUUGUAAGCACAAGCUCCCAUAUACUCUCUUCUUCUUAAUCUGUGCCGUUUUCAAUCGUUUUGGCAUAUCUUCCCCACAAGUUCUCUUGCCAUUGACUACCAGAAUAGCCGAUCCUUUUGUCCCGCAACCUCUGGGCAUCUGGCGCUGAACGACCAGGCCAAACUCCUCCCCACCACCACCCCCCGACCACAACCAAAACAAGAAAAGAAAAGAAAGAAAAACCAGUCAUGGACGGACUCUACAACAUGGCCACGCUGGUCAAGGACCGCGUGCGCAACAACCUGGGCAACUCGCUGUCGCAAAUGUCAGCGCAGCAGUGGAUCCGUCUCAUCACCGCCAUCUGCGCCUACCUGCUCGUGCGGCCGUACCUGGUCAGCCUAGCGGGCAAGGUGCAGAUGAAGCAGAUGGAGAAGGAGGAGGCCCGCGCCGAGGCCGAGGCCGCCGAGCAGCGGGCCAAGAUGUCCCCCAACGAGUUCCGCGGUCAGCAGAUCGCCGGCGUGCCCGAGGACACCGACGAUGAGGAGGACGGCGAGCCUGCCGCCCCGGCGCAGUGGGGCAAGAAGGCCAGGAGGCGCCAGCGCCAGGUCGUCAGGAAGAUCCUCGAGGACCACGAGCAGAAGCUGGCUGACCAGGCUGGUGAUGAUGAGGACAAGGAUAUCGAGGAGUUCUUGGUCGACUGAGCGGGGGGGAUGAGAGGGUAGAAACCUGUGGGAUUCAGGGGUCGGGCUUGGAUCGGUCGGGUCAUACCUUGGGGACUCUUGCCUGCCUUUUUUUUUCUUUUGUCAUUAGAUUUGCGGUCAAUGGGCACCAGUGGCCACAAAAAAGGAAGCUUGCGUGUUGGACGUUUUCUGAUAACUUACAAAGCCAACCUAACCCUUACCUUGUUCUGUAACCCGAACCACGAGACAAGCACAGAUUUCCUACCUCCAAUCUAUCAGUUGGAGCAAAUUCUUUGUGUCAUGGUGACUGGGACACCAAUUGGGAAAAGACACAGAAGAAGCGUCACCGCAGGUCCGGCAGCAACGUCCGGAUGUGAUACUGGAGCUCGUCGAUCUGAGGGGUUCUUUGCAGGCAUGUUCUCGCUCGGCCGUGGGCAUGUGUUAUGCAACAUCUCGUCAUGCGGGUUGGAUCCGGUCUGAGAAUCUCUGCGCCCAUGCAUUAAUGGAGGCAGUACAAAGGACCUGCUGUGUGAGUUACAGGACCAAAUUUGUCAAUCAUCGGAUCAUCAUUGCGGAGGGCGCCGGUGAUGUCGUGGAAGGAUGACGGAGUCGCCACCCUCGUCCACAAUUACCUUUAAUGGGCGAGGAUGAUCAUAUAAAACCCGAUGCCCCGUCUCGUGCACAACGGCUUUGAUGACUAUAGCAAUGGGCCUGACCCUGCCUCGCUCACCCGAAAGUUGUUGAGUUGUGGCGGGCUUCACAACCCCCGACUUGUACGAGCACCAAACUAUCUAUCUGCGGCUGGUGGCUCAACUUUCAAUGCAAGAUGAGUUACAUCAUCCGGGGACGCAUCGGCUCCGCGGGAGCCGGGUGAUCGGGGAACAAUUACAGCAAUCGCACAGAAGUACCGGAUGGGCAAUAUCUCUCGAUGCAUGCCUCUUCUUCUUGCUUUAGCGUGCACAGCUUGCAUCUGCGGGCAUGUCUCGUGAGCACUACCUGUGAUACUUCCGACUCGUGUGCUACACUCUUUUAGGGAACUUAAUUCUCUUUGUUUUCUCCAUGUUGAUAGGUUGGCCAUCACACACACAUCCACAUUGAUCGGCUUGGUUUUGCAGAAAUAAAGUAGUAUUCCAUAUGUAUUUUGCCAUGAAGCUAAAGAGCUUCGAUAUUGGCUGUAGCAGAGGAACAAGACUGUCAAGAUGUGAUCAAGAAGAAACCUCGACGAUCA
Molecule: messenger RNA, 1938 nt
Organism: Pyricularia oryzae 70-15
Lineage: Eukaryota; Fungi; Ascomycota; Sordariomycetes; Magnaporthales; Pyriculariaceae
Exons: 1
Coding region: 279-731 (150 amino acids)
Biological process (GO): protein transport
Source: RefSeq, a predicted model, not a curated record